CCCGGGCCCGCCAGCCAUGCCCCUGCUUGUGCCAGAGCCGCCGGCGAUGGGACUGUAGUGCCCGCCCUCCGGGGGCGACCCCGCCCUCACAGUGGACCCUGCCGACAGAGGGUUGGCCGUGGCGGCCGGAAUGAGCCUUGCUGCCAUCUGAGAAACAUGAUCAACAAGUUCCGCUGGAAGCUCCUGGCAGUGCUGGCAUUGUUCCUCGUCAUGGUCUGGUUCUCCAUCUUCCCAGAAGAACGCUCCAAAGCACUUUCCCAUUUCUCCAUCCAAGAUGAGAAGCCAGAGAGGGACUGUCCACAAGGCGAGGUGGGGCGGAAAGCGGCCCAGCUCAUCGGCAACUACUCGCGGGAGCAGCCCGUGUUCCUGCAGCUCAAAGACUAUUUCUGGGUCAAGACGCCAUCCACCUACGAGCUACCGUACGGAACCAAGGGCAGCGAGGACCUGCUCCUGAAGGUCCUGGCCAUCACCCGUGACACCAUGCCGGAGAACAUCCAGCGGUUGCAAUGCCGCCGCUGCGUCGUGGUGGGCAACGGCUACAGACUGCGAAACAGCUCCCUGGGGGACGUCAUCGACAUGUACGACGUGAUCAUAAGGCUGAACAACGCCCCGGUACACGGCUACGAGCAGGACGUGGGCUCCAAGACCACCAUGCGGCUCUUCUACCCCGAGUCGGCCCACUUCGAUCCGCAGCUGGAGAACGGCCCCGAGACCCUGCUGGUUCUGGUGCCGUUCAAAGCCAUGGACUUUCACUGGGUGGAGACCGUCCUGAGCGACAGGAAGCGCGUCCGCAAGGGCUUCUGGAGGCAGCCCCCCCUCAUCUGGGAAGCCAACCCCACACAAGUACGCGUUCUCAACCCCUUCUUCAUGGAGGUCACGGCCGCCAAGCUGCUCAGCCUGCCCAUGCGGCAGACCCGCAAGGUCAAGCAGAAACCCACCACGGGGCUGCUGGCCAUCACCCUGGCCCUGCACCUCUGCGACCUGGUGCACAUCGCCGGCUUCGGCUACCCCAACUCGUCCAACAGGAGACAGACCAUCCACUACUACGAGCAGGUCACGCUCAAGUCCAUGGCGGCCUCGGAGCACAACGUCUCGCAUGAGGCUCUGGCCAUCAAACGGAUGCUGGACAUCGGAGCAGUGAAGAACCUCACCUACUUCUGACCCGGCCGAGGGCCACGGAGACGUCGAGCGCCCUUCUGGCGGCCCCCACCCGCCCCCCGAGUCGUCGCGGAUGGGACCCCAAAGGCGGGGACAACCCUCCGAGGGCCUCGGGGACGGGGAGAGGAGCCUGAGACGGACCGUGGGGGGAGGUCCGGGGGAAGGCAGGUGGGCCAGAUAUCGGCUCCCUCUGGUAGAGACUUGAUUAAUGGUACGGUCCCGCCCCCCAACAGACUCCCGGCACCCGCUGUCGGGGGGAGGAAGGGUGGGAGGGGGAGCCUGAAGCCGCUGCAUCGUCGGUUACUGCUCCCUGCUCAUCUGGGUUAGGACUAUUUAACGGGCUAUUUAAUUACUGCGCGGGAGCGGGGGGCUGCGGGCGGCCCUCACGGCCUCAGGACUGGGUUGGGGGGGGAUGGUGCUGGGCUGGGACCCCACCCCUUGACCACACAAGAGUAUUUUGCCAAUUUUUGUACCCCGGCACGUUCCGGCCGGGCUCCAGGGGAGAAGUGUCCCCUGGCUGAUGUUUAGGCUGAGGAGGACGGGGGGGACCAGGGAGUGAGGAAAUUUCGUUCUCACAACUGGAGGUACCUGUUCUCCCUCCCCCUUAGACUGGGAGCCCCGUGUGGGACAGGGACUGUGUCCGGACUGAUUAUUUUGUGUCUGUCCCAGCGCUUACUGUAGUGCUUGGCACAUAGUAAGCGCUUAACAAAUGCCAUCAUCACUCUCAUCAUCGUCAUUAUCACCGUCAUCAACAGCAUCAUUAAACUUUAUCUU
Messenger RNA from Tachyglossus aculeatus (Australian echidna), 1932 nucleotides. It is a transcript of the gene ST3GAL4, whose product is annotated as ST3 beta-galactoside alpha-2,3-sialyltransferase 4. The coding region runs from base 157 to 1161 and encodes 334 amino acids. The record is from RefSeq and is a predicted model, not a curated record. Gene Ontology annotation, biological process: glycolipid biosynthetic process. Gene Ontology annotation, molecular function: sialyltransferase activity. The transcript has 12 exons. NCBI's taxonomy places the organism in Eukaryota, Metazoa, Chordata, Mammalia, Monotremata, Tachyglossidae.